AAAAAAUCUGGAUAUCGUUUGGAGUACGCGUCGUCGGCGCGCGCGAAGUGCAAAGGUCCCAAACCGUGCACCGGUACAAGCAUUGGCAAGGGCGAGCUGCGCUGCGGUACGCUUAUCGACUUCCAGGGUAACACCACCUUCCAAUGGCGUCACUGGGGCUGCGUCACGCCUACCAUCAUUAAAAACAUGAAGAAAUCCUUCGAGGAUCCCGCGGACCUCGACGGGUUCGAAGAUUUGAAGGAGGAGGACCAAGAGAAGGUCAAGCAAGCCUACGAAGACGGGCGCGUCGCUCCCGAGGACGUGCCUGAAUCGGCGAGGAAGCCCGAAGCCGACGACGAUGACGAGGAGAAA
This is a messenger RNA of Punctularia strigosozonata HHB-11173 SS5, 351 nucleotides long. RefSeq names its product zf-PARP-domain-containing protein. The annotation marks the transcript as partial. Gene Ontology annotation, molecular function: DNA binding; zinc ion binding. The transcript is spliced from 4 exons. Lineage: Eukaryota; Fungi; Basidiomycota; Agaricomycetes; Corticiales; Punctulariaceae. The record is from RefSeq and is a predicted model, not a curated record.